CCGUUUGCGGUCGCCUAUUCUGGAACUCAUUCUUCAACCUCGGUUUGCAGGUCGUAAGAUAUGGGUUAACAGGCGUUUUUUUUGGCCUCCUGGCCCACUAAUAGAGCUCCAUAAUUACACAGCUAUGCAACAGAGACUUGCGUUUUAACCAAAAUUGCAAACAGAUGAAGGUUACCGCUGAACAGUCGCGUGAAAAGGUAGCGCAAAGCAGUUGAAGCUGAGCCACCGCUUGCGGAAACCAAUGGGAACAGUAGGAAUGCUACUUAACCCGUUUACGGUCGCCUAUUCUGGAACUUAUUCUUCAACCUCGGUUUGCAGGUCGUAAGAUAUGGGUUAACAGGCGGUUUUUUUGGCUCCUGACCCACUAAUAGAGCUCCAUAAUUACACAGCUAUGCAACAGAGACUUGCGUUUUAACCAAAAUUGCAAACAGAUGAAGGUCACCGCUUAACAGUCGCGUGAAAAGGUAGCGCAAAGCAGUUGAAAGUUCUUAUCCAACAAUAAUGACGUCAAGCGUGUGUAGCUCAAUGAAGCAACUGGAAUUGGAUUAUAUAAAGAGCCUUACCUAUCUCGCCUGAAAGGCGUAUGACACAAAAAAAGACAAGCAAGAUUCCAACUUCUCGCUCUCUAUUUUGGCGCUUUCAGACCAGUUUCUCAUUUCUGACAUUUUCAGUAUCUUCAAAACAAGCUUUAUUAGGCAUAUUACAACCUGGUAACAUGGCAACAUCACAGAUCUCAGUUGCUAUUGCAGGAGCGGGCGAUCUUGCCAAGUACGUUGUCGAAGAAUGCAUAAAGCAGAAAUUGCGCGUCCUUGUUCUAAGCCGAAGCCGCAAUGACUGGUUUGCGAACAAAUCUCCUGAUGUGACGAUGCAUAUCACCGACUACUCAAUUGAUUCCAUCGUUCAAGCUCUUGACGCCAACAAGGUUACAUGUCUCUUUAGCACGCUCAAUUGCUUUACUCUAGAGACCUACUUACCUCCACAUGUGUCUAUGCUGGAGGCAUGCAAGCAGUCUAAGAGCUGCAAACGAUUUUCUCCAGCAUACUUUUGCGGGAAUAUUGACGAAGUUCCGGGCCUUCCACGGUUCUACAAAGAUUCGCGCGAAGGGUUUUUAAAGACAUUAGCAUCGACUAGUCAAGACAUCGAGUGGACGACCAUAUCACAUGGCUGGUUUAUGGACUAUGCUAUCAUUUUUGCAGAACCAUUCAACCGCAGCGACAAAAGCUAUCUCAAGGCACUCCCUGGUUGGUCGAUUGAUAUGAUGCAAUGGAAGGGAAUUCUGCCUGGUACUGGAGACGAGCGCGCAUCGUUCACAUCGGCACGUGAUGUCGGCAAGGCAAUAGCCAGUCUAGCUACUACAUCGACGCCAUGGCCUAGACAUACGUAUAUCUCGGGGGAGGAUACAACUUGGAACAAGCUGGCUGACAAGCUUGAACAGUUCUAUGACCGCAAGCUAGUGGAGCGCAGCUAUCGUUCAAUGCGUGAAAUUAAGGAAGGCCUUGCCUUAGAUCAAGAAGACAUGGGCCGUCAAUUGCAGCUUCAGCUGCAAGAGUGGACUGUUGCUGGUGGGCAAGGUUUACCGAUUAAUGAAGUUGAGAGGCAACGAAUAAAGUACUUCAAGGAUAUUAGAUUUGAGAGUAUAGAUGACUUUUUAGAACACUCGAAAGGUGAGGUUUAUAGUAACUAAUAUACUAUUUCUAGCUUCUAUAAUAUAAAGGUUAGCAGAGUUUAGUUAGGCUCUAGCUCCUAUGCGGUACUAGAUCGUAUACUUCCCCUGUCACAUGCUCGAUAGAGAUUAGCUAGAAAAAAAACGUUCGCCCUACUCUAUUGCAUGAGGUUACGCUUUGGCGGGUCGUCAGCUUGCUAUUUAGGUUUAAUCGUAUCAUUCCCCAUCUUUUUUUAUUCUUCUUUUCGUUUCUUUUUUCUUCGUCUAUAGAGUAGUUAAAUAGAAAGAGGAGAUAAGCUUCAAUCAAUGUAACGGUCUCAACUGAGUAUAUUGACAACUAGCUGAGCGACUACUACGAGUAUCCGAAGAUGAAGAAGAAGGGAUCGAAAAGGGGCUAUUCCAGCUAGCUGGAAUAGC
Messenger RNA from [Torrubiella] hemipterigena, 2080 nucleotides. NCBI's taxonomy places the organism in Eukaryota, Fungi, Ascomycota, Sordariomycetes, Hypocreales, Clavicipitaceae. The record is from the annotation of a GenBank genome assembly.